AUGAGAAUGGGGAAAGUUGCUUUAAUUUCAGUAGCAGUGGCCGUGCUGUCGGUGCUGCUUGGAGAGAGGCUCGUCAAUUUAAGCAAAAGGUAUCUCGCCUUCAGGGAGGUAACUCCAAAUCAUCUGCCCAACUGUGUCACACUCAAAAAGAUAGAUCACGGGUCCGAGGAUAUAACUGUCAUGGGACACGGGCUGGCCUUCAUCAGCACUGGGCUCAAAUACCCUGGACUGCCAUCCUCAGACAUGCCAGGGAAAAUCUACACCCUUGACCUCAAAGAUCCUCUUUUGAAACCACUGGAGCUGCGAAUGCCAAGAAACUUUGACCUGGACUCCUUCAACCCUCACGGCAUCAGUUUGUUCGUAGAUCCAAGUGACGAUGCAGUCUACCUGUUCGUUGUCAAUCAUCCUCAACACAAAAGCCAAGUGGAGCUUUUCAAAUUUGUAGAGGAAGACUUCUCGCUGAUCCAUUUGAAAACCAUCAAGCAUGAACUUCUGCACAGUGUAAACGAUAUAGUUGCGCUGGGAGUGGACAGUUUCUAUGCCACCAAUGAUCACUACUUCCACAAUGAAAUCCUCAAACGCUUGGAGCUUCUUCUGCUUCUGCCUUGGACCAAUGUUGUAUACUACAGUCCUGAGGAGGUGAAAGUGGUUUCUGACGGCUAUUACUUUGCAAAUGGGAUCAAUAUCUCUCCAGACAAAAGGUACAUAUAUGUGUCAAGUGUAUUUAGCCACGAUGUGUUCGUGUUGGAGCGGAAGGAAAACAAUGACUUGACUCUCGUGAAGUCAGUAGCUGUGGGUUCCCUCUGUGACAAUAUUGAAGUUGAUCCUGAAACUGGCGACCUUUGGCUGGGAUGUCACCCUAAUGCAAGAAAGAUUUUCCUGUUCGACGCCAAAAACCCUCCAGGAUCAGAGGUCAUCCGCAUCGAGAACAUCCAUUCCGAUCAGCCUGUGGUCACUCAAGUGUACGCAGAUGAUGGUCAUGUGAUCAUGGGCUCUUCUGUGGCGACCACCUAUGGGGGGAAGUUGCUCAUUGGCUCUGUGUUUCAUAAAGCUUUGUGCUGUGAUUUAAAGUAGUCAUAAAGCUGGAGUCUGUAAUGACAUUUAAUUACGGAAACUUAAGAUUCACCCAAAAACUUUGUCAUUUAAGAGAUAAUUAAAACCUGCAAGGUGUUUAAAGACGCUUGUGCCAUUAUGCUUAAAACUUUAAUUUUUUUUAGUAGGGUUCUUUAGAAAGGUUAUCGGGGUUAAUCUAAUGCCCUUGAAUGACAUCAGUUUGUGAAAAUAGUUUAAUUCUGACCAUACUGACAAGCUAACAGCUAUGAGUGGGCAGAUAUCCUGUAAUCUUAGCCUCAUUGAACUAGUCACUAACUUGUCAAUCAAAUCAGAAUUACUCAAUAUUUCUCUAAGCUGAGGUUAUUUAAAUACCUACAGACAAGAGUUAAGAUAUAUGUUUAAAUUGUUCCACACACCCCCUUUGCAAAAUAUCAGAAGUAUCUCUUUAAAGGUGCUCCAGGAGAUACCGGAGGAUGAUGAUGUUUACCUGAGCCUCAGAGCGAACAGCAUGCAGCUUACUGAAAUGUGAUAAUAAGGGACCUACAUAUGGAAACUGUUUACAAAAGUUAGAAGAAUAUAUCUUGCUUUCAUGUCAUAAGAAUAUUUUUAAUUGGGUAAAAGACUGAAAUGUGAUUUAUUUUUAUUUUUAUUAAUGUUGUAAUUUUUUGUCACAGUAAAUUCAGUUUUACAAAAAAUAAA
Molecule: messenger RNA, 1752 nt
Organism: Nematolebias whitei (Rio pearlfish)
Lineage: Eukaryota; Metazoa; Chordata; Actinopteri; Cyprinodontiformes; Rivulidae
Product: serum paraoxonase/arylesterase 2
Exons: 9
Coding region: 1-1074 (357 amino acids)
Molecular function (GO): arylesterase activity
Source: RefSeq, a predicted model, not a curated record